Molecule: messenger RNA, 1864 nt
Organism: Arvicanthis niloticus (Nile rat)
Lineage: Eukaryota; Metazoa; Chordata; Mammalia; Rodentia; Muridae
Source: RefSeq, a predicted model, not a curated record
GAUCUGUUCUGUUUCCUGCUGUGAGACUCUCAUCUUGCAGCAGCACAGGCUUAGACCUGACAUUCAACCAUGCCUUUGGCUAGACUUCCUGGUUGGCUGUAUGUUGUGGUCUAUGGGCUCCUGCUUCUCCAGCAUGUGCAUGGCCAGGACACAGCCAGCCCCAUCAGGAACACACACACGGGCCAGGUGAGAGGCAGCUUUGUUCACGUGAAGGACACUAAAUCUGGUGUCCACACCUUCCUGGGAAUUCCCUUUGCCAAGCCUCCUGUAGGACCACUGCGCUUUGCACCUCCCGAGGCCCCUGAGCCGUGGCGUGGUGUAAGGGAUGGGACCUCAGAGCCGGCCAUGUGUCUGCAGACUGAUAUGAUGAAUUUAGAGGUUAUGAAGGAGAUGAAGAUGACCAUGAGUUCCAUCCCUAUGUCUGAGGACUGCCUGUAUCUCAACAUCUACACACCAGCCCAUGCCCACGAGGGCUCAAACCUCCCUGUGAUGGUAUGGAUCCACGGUGGGGCACUGGUCAUAGGAUCGGCUUCCAUGAAUGAUGCAUCCGCACUGGCAGCCAAUGAGGAAAUAGUGAUUGUCUCCAUCCAGUAUCGCUUGGGUAUCCUUGGCUUCUUCAGCACUGGAGACCAGCAUGCCAGAGGCAAUUGGGGAUACCUGGACCAAGUGGCUGCCCUACGCUGGGUGCAGAAAAAUAUUGCUUACUUUGGAGGCAACCGUGACAGGGUCACUAUAUUUGGAGUCUCAGCAGGAGGCACAAGUGUGUCUUCCCAUGUUGUGUCCCCCAUGUCCCAAGGACUCUUUCAUGGAGCCAUUAUGCAGAGCGGAGUGGCCCUGCUGCCUGGCCUCAUCUCUGACACCCCUGAAGUGGUCUACAAGGUCUUCAAAAUGAUCCCUGGAGUGGUAGAUGGAAAGUUUCUACCCAAGCAUCCUCAGGAGCUGUUGGCCUCUAAGGAUUUUCACCCUGUCCCCAGCAUCAUUGGUGUCAACACAGAUGAAUGUGGCUGGGGAAUCCCUAAGUUCAUGGGCCUUGGCCAUAUCAUAGAGAAGAUAACCAGAGAGACCCUGCCAGCUGUUCUGAAGAGCACAGCAGCACAGAAGAUGCUGCCUCCGGAAUGUAGUGACCUGCUAAUGGAAGAGUACAUGGGGGACACUGAGGACCCAGAGACUCUCCAAGCACAGUUCAGAGAGAUGCUGGGGGACUUCAUGUUUGUGAUCCCUGCUCUCCAAGUGGCACAUUUCCAGCGUUCCCACGCUCCUGUGUACUUCUAUGAGUUCCAGCAUCUUUCCAGCUUCAUCAAGCAUGUCAGGCCAUCCCAUGUAAAGGCAGACCAUGGUGAUGACAUUCUGUUUGUCUUUGGCUCCCAUUUGUUUGGCAUGAAUUUUGACCUCACUGAGGAGGAGGAGCUGUUAAAAAGGAGAAUGAUGAAGUACUGGGGCAACUUUGCCAGAAAUGGGAACCCCAACAGUGAGGGUCUACUCCACUGGCCUGUGUUGGACCAAGAUGAGCAGUAUCUGCAGCUGGACACCCAGCCUGCUGUGGGCCGAGCCCUGAAGGCCAGAAGGCUGCAGUUCUGGACCAAGACUCUGCCCCAGAAGAUCCAGGAGCUAAAGGGAUCUCAGGACAAGCAUGCAGAGCUGUAGCAUCCUGUGUCAGGAAAGUUCUUUGAUAUUGAAAGCAGAUGCGGUAAUUCUGAAGUAAUGAAGUCCAUUUAUCUGUGAUCAUUUGUUCCAACAAGAACAUAAGCAUUUCUGACCUCGGCAUUUGCUCUUUCAGACAUGUAUGAAAACCACUCUGUGUGUUAUUCCUUAUUAUUCUGGGCAAACUUUCAUUAGAGUCAAUAAAAGCUCUCAUAACAGUGUG